Molecule: messenger RNA, 1234 nt
Organism: Erigeron canadensis
Lineage: Eukaryota; Viridiplantae; Streptophyta; Magnoliopsida; Asterales; Asteraceae
Product: omega-amidase, chloroplastic-like
Exons: 10
Coding region: 95-1003 (302 amino acids)
Biological process (GO): L-glutamine metabolic process; oxaloacetate metabolic process
Cellular component (GO): mitochondrion
Molecular function (GO): omega-amidase activity
Source: RefSeq, a predicted model, not a curated record
CAUGACUUUCUCUUAUGGACAUACAGACAAAAAGAUAAGAACACCUUAAGUAUAAAAAGAUUGAUCAUCAAAGCUCAAGAUAUUAUUCCAAAAAAUGGCCUCUCUCUCAAGCAGCAGCUCAUGGGGUGCCAAUAUCACUCAUCAGAAGCAAUUCAAGAUUGGUCUGUGCCAGUUAUCAGUAAGUACAGAAAAGGAAACAAACUUGGCGUCUGCUCGGUCGUCUAUUGAGCUUGCAGUCAAGCAAGGUGCAGCUCUUGUUGUUUUGCCAGAAAUGUGGAAUUGCCCUUACUCGAGUGACUGCUUUGCCAAGUUUGCUGAAGACUUCAAUGAUAAAAAUGGAUGUCCGUCUUUUUCCAUGUUAUCAGAACUUGCUACAUGUCACAACAUUACAAUAGUAGGUGGAUCUGUGCCAGAACUUGAUAAUAAUAAUAUAUACAAUACUUGCUGUGUGUUUGGCCCCAAUGGAAAGUUACUAGCUAAGCAUAGGAAGCUUCAUCUUUUUGACAUUCAAAGCGUAGCUCCCGGGGAGUUAAGUUUCAAAGAAUCAGAUAGUUUUACUGCAGGAGAUAAACCAACCAUUGUAGACACAGAUGUUUGUCGUAUCGGGAUUGGAAUCUGUCAUGACAUUCGGUUUCCAGAGCUGGCAAUGUUAUACCAAGCAAGAGGUGUCGAGUUGAUAUGCUACCCCGGUGCAUUCAACGUGAACACAGGGUCUAUGCUCUGGGAACUUGAACAACGAGCCAGGGCAGUUGAUAACCAGAUAUGUGUAGCAACAUGCUCACCCUCACGAAACUCUAGUGGUUCCUAUGAGAUAUGGGGCCACUCUACUCUAGUUGGACCGGCUGGUGAAGUCAUUGCCAAGUUAGGGCACGAGGAGGCAGUACUGGUAGCCGAGAUUGAUCUUUCGACUAUUUAUUAUCAAAGGCAGAGUAUCCCAUUACACAAACAUAAGCAAUCCAACAUAUACGGGCUUAUUGAUCUAAAAGAAGAAGAAACACUCUGAAGAAUACAAAUCUCAGCACUGGUUGAUGCAAAAACAAAGAUUAUGUUCAUAGAGAUGUUUAUCAUAUCUAGCAUUUGAGCAUUUAAACCAAUCAUAGCUAGUGUCUAGAUUGCCCAUGUCAUCUCAUCUCAGACAAAGUAAGUUUGCAAUGUGAAAUAAACUUGGCAAAUAGGAAGGAUAAUAAACUACAACGCAAAUGAGUUUAAAAAACAAGAGGUGAUUGAUGAACAA